Molecule: messenger RNA, 3439 nt
Organism: Hyaena hyaena (striped hyena)
Lineage: Eukaryota; Metazoa; Chordata; Mammalia; Carnivora; Hyaenidae
Gene: FGL2
Product: fibrinogen like 2
Exons: 2
Coding region: 82-1404 (440 amino acids)
Source: RefSeq, a predicted model, not a curated record
CUCAAGCAGGCAGUUGCGGCUAUUAAAACAGCUCCGGCCCGCACGCGUCCCAGCCGGAGUGAGCGCUGCCGCCGAGCAACGAUGAAGCUAGCCAACUGGUGGGGGCUGAGCUCGGCUGUCCUCGCCGCUUACGGCGUUUUGGUUGUGGCAAACAAUGAAACGGAGGAAAUUAAAGAUGAAACGGCCAAGGAUGCCUGCCCGGUGAGACUAGAAAGCAGAGGGAAAUGCGAGGAGGGUGGUGAAUGCCCCUACCAGGUGAGCCUGCCCCCGCUGACCAUUCAGCUCCCGAAGCAGUUCGGCAGGAUCGAGGAGGUGUUCAAGGAAGUCCAGAACCUCAAGGAAAUGGUAACUAGCCUCAAGAAAUCUUGCCAAGACUGCAAACUGCAAGCUGAUGACAGCCGAGACCCCGGCAGAAAUGGACCGAUGUUACCUAGCCCCGGAACGCUGGGAGAAGCCGAUGACAGCAGAGUUCGAGAAUUAGAGAGUGAGGUUAACAAGCUGUCCUCUGACCUAAAGAAUGCGAAGGAGGAGAUCGAUGUGCUUCAGGGUCGCCUGGAGAAGCUCAACCUUGUAAAUAUGAACAACAUAGAAAAUUAUGUUGAUAGCAAAGUGGCAAAUCUAACAUUUGUAGUCAAUAGUUUGGAUGGCAAGUGUUCAUCUAAGUGUCCCAAUCAAGAGGAAAUACAGUCACGUCCAGUUCAACAUCUAAUAUAUAAAGAUUGCUCUGACUACUACACAAUAGGGAAAAGAAGCAGUGAGACCUACAGAGUCACACCGGAUCCCAAAAAUAGUAGCUUUGAAGUCUACUGUGACAUGGAGACCAUGGGGGGAGGCUGGACAGUGCUGCAGUCACGGCUCGAUGGAAGUACCAACUUCACCAGAACAUGGCAAGACUACAAAGUAGGCUUUGGGAACCUCAGAAGAGAAUUUUGGCUGGGGAACGAUAAAAUUCAUCUUUUGACCAAGAGUAAGGAAAUGAUUCUAAGAAUAGAUCUUGAAGACUUUAAUGGUGUCAAACUCUAUGCCUUGUAUGAUCAGUUUUACGUGGCCAACGAGUUUCUCAAAUACCGUUUACACAUAGGUAACUAUAAUGGCACAGCUGGAGAUGCCUUACAUUUCAGUAAACAUUACAACCAUGAUCUGAAGUAUUUCACCACCCCAGAUAGAGACAAUGAUCGGUAUCCCUCUGGGAACUGUGGGCUCUAUUACAGUUCAGGCUGGUGGUUUGACGCUUGUCUUUCUGCAAACUUAAAUGGCAAAUAUUAUCACCAGAAAUAUAGAGGUGUCCGUAAUGGGAUUUUCUGGGGCACCUGGCCUGGUAUAACUGAGGCACACCCCGGUGGCUACAAGUCCUCCUUCAAAGAGGCCAAAAUGAUGAUUAGACCCAAGCACUUUAAGCCAUAAAUCACUGAACUCAUUCUUCUGGGUAUUCAUUACCUAAUAGGGCAAUUAAUUUCUUAAGCACUUUGGAAUAUGUUUCACACUCCUUUUUUAUGACUAAAAAUUUAUUUCUAGCAGUAGGUUCUUAUGCUACACAGUGUUUGAAAUAAAGCUGAAAAAGUAAAGUUUUAUAGGAGUCCUUUGUUGCUGUUAUACUGUUAUACAGAUGAGUAUUUGCAAAGCAAUUGAGAGUAUUGAGAAUUACAUAUUAGAUUUAUGAUUUCCUUAAUUUCUAUUAGUUGAAAAUUUUUCCAUUUACUUAUAUUACUUGCUAUAAUUAUGAAACUAUUUUUUAUUUAGCAAGCUGGAUUUUUACACAAGUAAUCUGUAUUUUGAUUGUGACUUAAACACCUCUUUUCAGGCUCUAGUCAGUUAUUGGGUAUUUAUUUUUCUCUAAAUACCCUAAUCCUCAUUCUGAGAUAAACUUUCUCAAUUUAUGGCAUUUCCUUUGGGUCAGGAAGACCUUACAGCAUUUUAGCUCCCAGACAAAGGGAAAUAUAUGUAAUUAAACCUGUUCAUGUACUAUUUGUGAAAUGUAAAAUAUUUGUCAUUUAAAAUAUUUCGGUAGGUGAAUGCCUAAAAGCAUUCAGAAAAUUAAUUCAACCUUAAAAACCAUGGUUUAAAGGUUAUUAAUUAAUUCACAGUUAAUAACUCUUUAGGUGCUGGAUGGUUAAAACUGCUUUACUAUAAAAAUUAGCUUCCUUUGCUUUAUAUGCACAAUAGUUUUUAAUUUAAGAUUGCUCAUUACUGUGCAUGACUACUGGCAGGCUUUCUUUUGGAAGGGUAGGUGUGGGUGGGGAAUGAAACAUUUAUUUAUAGACAAGAUUACUCCAAGGGCCAAAGCAUUUAUAUCCAAAGCAAUAUUUUCAUUAAGUGAUUCACUUCAUAGAAAGCUAAGUUUUAUAAGACAUAUGUAUUUUGAUAUAUAUAGAAUAGUAGAUCAAAUAUUAUGUAUCUCAACUAUAACUGGUGUAUUGCUUAUGUUUUUAAAAGAAAAUUUAAAUACAGGUGUUUAUUUUUUUUAACCAAACUAAAAUAUCUGAAGCUUUUAUAAUUCACUAAUUCUGGAGUGCAGGUAUCAGUUUUUAAAGAUUAUGAAAAAUAGUGUGUUACAUUUAAUCAUUGUAAAAAGGGAUCAUUUCAAAGAGAACAGUGGUAUUCUGCUGAACAUUUAAAAAAUACUCUAGAAUAAAAUUUGAAACAAUAUACUGUAUGUGAGUCAUAGAAAUGUAUUCAGUCUUUAAUUUCUAGUUUGUUUCUACCACAGUAACUAAAAAUAUGCUCAAAAAGAUACAACUUUACUCAUUAUUUGAAAAUGAUUAAAUAGGAUAGUAGCUUUAGGAAACAAAUUAACUUUUUCAAAUAUUGCCCUUUGUAGAAAACUCUAACCAAAAAGAAGCAAGAUACUCUUAAAAAUAUACAACAUACAAAGUUUUCAGGUACACAUGAUGAAAAUUAAGUUAUUAUGAAUGCUAUUAAAAAUGCUAAGGCAAGAGAAAUGCAAAUAGAAUUGUGACAGCCGAAAUAUAAAAUAUCAUGGUAGAUUUCAUGUCUUCAUAUCUACUCAAUAGUAUAACAAAUGUAAAUGUAAUUGAUUUACACUUUUUUCUAUCUUUUUUGUUUUUUUAAAAAAAGAUUAAGAAGAUUUUGAUACUAUACAAUGUAUUUCAUAUAAGAUAAUUUUCAUUUACUAUAUGUCAUUGUUGAUAUGUGCGUAAGUUUAAGUCAAUUUCCAUGAUCAAAAAUAGAGUCAUGAAGUAGAUCUUAUCCUCUCAAACUUGUGUUUCUCACACUGGAAAAAAAGAAAAAAUAUGGACUCUUCACAAAAUACAGUUCUAAAGAAAACUGGCUCAUAAAGUGAGUAUCCACUGAUUUAAUGGGAAUGAGGUUAUCAUUUCAGAAGACUUGUCAAAUAAUUCAUUAAUCCAUGUAAAUACUCAAAAGCUGUCCUUUUAUCUUUCCACUUAUUUCAAAAGAUUAAAUUUUAUUUUCUAUUAUA